AUGGAGGGAAGAAAUCUGACAUCAGUAACAGAAUUCACCCUGUUGCCAGUAACCAGCAUUGCAUAUUUUCGUGUUAUACUGUUUAUAGUAUUCCUUCUUCUUUAUUUAUUUACCUUAUUGGGCAACCUUUGUAUCAUAGCAGUGGUUAUCACAGACCGGCAUCUUCACACUCCAAUGUAUUUAUUUCUUGGAAACCUGUCUUUUUUUGACAUUGUCUACUCAUCCACCACAGUCCCUAAAAUGAUGGCUGGUUUAGUGAAAAAAAUCUCAAAGAUAUAUUUAAAGAGUUGCAUAGUGCAAAUCUAUUUCUUCCACUUCUUUGGGUGUACUGAGGCCCUACUUCUUACUGCCAUGUCUUAUGAUAGAUAUGUGGCAAUAUGCAACCCAUUGAGAUAUAACAUAAUUAUGGUGAAAAGAGUUUGUUUCCAGCUUAUCUCCAGCUGUUGGAUGGUGAGCUUUGGCUAUUCAUUGACACACACAAUUCUAACCUCCAAGUUACCUUUUUGUGGGCUUAAUGAAGUUAGUCACUUUUUCUGUGACAUUAAACCACUUCUUAAGCUAGCUUGUGCAGAUACUAGUCUCAAUGAAAGUUUAGUUGUUAUUAUAACCGGAUUUAUAGCUGUCAGUACAUUUUGUCUUAUCUUUCUUUCUUAUUCGUUGAUUGGCACCCAUCUCUUGAAAAUUCGUUCAUCUAAUGAAAGGCGGAAAGCAUUUUCUACCUGCACCUCUCAUCUCAUUGUUGUACUCCUUUACUAUGGUCCUCUCACAAUCAGAUUCCUAAGACCUGCCACAAGUGAUAGCCUAGAACAAGACAGACAAACGGCUGUACUAUACACAAUAAUCACGCCUUUCCUUAAUCCAAUUAUUUAUGCUUUAAGGAAUCAAGAUGUAAAGAUGUCCCUUAAAUUCAGAAAGUUGAGGCACAAAUUUGGUAGAAGCUGA
This is a messenger RNA of Xenopus laevis (African clawed frog), 942 nucleotides long. Its product is annotated as olfactory receptor 5V1-like. Lineage: Eukaryota; Metazoa; Chordata; Amphibia; Anura; Pipidae. Bases 1 to 942 code for a protein of 313 amino acids. The transcript has a single exon. The record is from RefSeq and is a predicted model, not a curated record.